CAUUCGAGAAGAGUAGGGCAGAAGGUUAAAUUACACAAAACGUCAAAUUCGCCACGUACGAUAGUCGUUUCGGAGUCGCCAGUCCGAAAUUCGGAUUCGGACUCGGUUUCGGAGUGCUCGGUCGGGAUACGGAGUAUUCAGAUUACAGGCGUACAGAGAGCAGAAACUAUAUAGCACAUAACACUCCAAAACUUUCCAACUGAACUCCGCCAGAAAAAAAACAAAGCCGAAAAAAUCACCAAAAAAAUCAUUAAAUAUUAUCCAUGAGCCUCAAGCAAAGUGUCCCUGUGCCACUGGAGAAUAUCAAGCAUAUUAUUUCAACAAUUUACUCAACCAGAAAAUGUGCCUAGCUCUCUGAGCGUGGGAGAAAGCUUGGCGAGAGAGCGAGAGAGUAGCACCCUCAACCUAAAUUCACCACAAUAAAAUACAACAAAGAGGCAAACUAAAAAAAAAUUGAAAAAAAAAUACUUUCACUCUCGCCACAACGUGGCGGCAUCGAGAGGCAGGAAGCGCAUAGAGUGACAGACAGACAGACAGAAAGAGACGGACGGACGUGCGGACGGCGCUGGAAAACUCAAAGGGAAAACUUUUUGCAUGCCACAAGCAGCAGGAGCGUCACAAUCAGCAUCAGCUGACUGCUGCAGGAAGCCUGGCAGCAGGACAACUGUGUGUUGCGGACAGGACGAGCGUCCGGUCGUGUCACCAUCCAUUCAAUAGGGGCCUACAGCAAACACUGGCCAACACACACUGGCUCCACUGGCCGCCACUCACCAACACACACACCGCGCUCGAGCAACGGCAGUUUUAAUGUAUCCUUAGAAUUUCAAACAGCUCCAGCAGUGUAAUGCGCCUUGGGGGCAGUGGCAUUCCAUACGACGGCGACCCCCUGACAAUGAGCGCAGCUGGCAACGACUAUGCCGAACUCUGUGAUCUUGGACCCUCGCGAUGGAGUGCCCGACCCUACGGAUACAAUGCGACCGCAGCGGCAGCCGCCGGCUUUGGCCUUGGGCCCUCGAUGGGCGGUACGCAGUCGUCGUCGAGCGUGCCGACGGGCGGAUCGGCCGGGCUCAGUGGUCACCACCUGCGCAGUAGUGGAGCGCCGGGGCCGAGCAGCUUCGAGGCGGAGGACAUUGGGAUGGCCUUCGGCAUGAUUAGUCCGCCGCCGGGCAGCGGACCCUACGUUGGAUCGUCGGCGGCGGGGGCGGCGGGCGGUUCGCGCGUUGGCAACAGCACCAGUUCGCUGCGCGGUGCCGGCGGUCGAUCCGGAUUGUAUUACUCCCCGCCGGGCACCUCAUACACGAUCGUCGAGCGCCCCCACUCGCCGCACUACUACUUCAACUCGGCGGGCGUGCCCACCAAGGGCGGCUCGUUGCCGGGGCGUGGCAGCGCCUAUCUCAGCUCCUCACCCGCCAGCCACAUGGCCGCCGGCACGGCGGGCACCCUGCCCACCUCGACGGCGGCCAGUGGGCGAUCGAUGGGCCAGCACGCGAGCAGCAACGGCAACAAGAAGCGGCCCAUCUCGCCGGAGCAGGGGCUCCGCAUGUUCGGCGCCACCCAGUCGUCAUCAGUUCCUACGAGUAGCUACCACUACAGCAACGGCGGCACGCGGGAUCGGGAUCGCACCGGCAGGCGGAGCCCCGCCAGCAGUCCGCCCUCCACCACCCACCAGAUUUAUCGGGAUCGGGAGCGGGAAAGGGAUCGCAGUGUCCCGAAUAUCCAUGAACUUACAACGCGAACCGUUUCCAUGUCGCGCGACCAGCAAAUCGAUCAUGGUUUCGGCAUUUGCGUUAAAGGAGGCAAAGACUCAGGCUUAGGCGUCUACAUCUCACGCAUCGAGGAAAAUUCGGUGGCCGAGCGCGCUGGUUUGCGACCCGGUGAUACAAUCCUAGAGGUGAAUGGCACCCCCUUCACCUCAAUCAAUCACGAGGAGGCGCUGAAGAGAUGUGUGCAGAUAUUGAAAUCGUCACGUCAAAUCAGUAUGACGGUCCGAGCGCCGCCCACGCUGAACUCGACCGCCCCGCUCCACGGCUUCGGUCCGCCCUCCCGCGAUCCCAUGUACGCGUCGAUGGCUCCCCCCCUGCACCCACAGAACCAGGCGGCAGCGGCAGCAGCGGCGGCGGCGGCGGCGGCCUCCGGGGCGGGUCUGCCCUUCCGCCAGACCUGCUCCUGGAUGGACCGCCACGGACGACCCGCCUCCCCGCCCAUGGAGUACGGGGGCAGGCGCAGCGAGCGAAGGGAUCGAAUACGUCGUGUGGAGCUGCUGAUCGAGCCGGGUCAGUCUCUGGGACUGAUGAUCCGCGGCGGUGUGGAGUACGGCCUGGGGAUCUUUGUCACCGGCGUGGAUAAGGACAGCGUGGCGGACCGAUCCGGACUGAUGAUUGGCGACGAGAUCCUCGAGGUCAAUGGGCAGUCCUUUCUCGAUGUGACGCACGACGAGGCGGUGGGUCAGCUGAAGUACCACAAGCGCAUGUCGCUGGUGAUACGUGACGUGGGCAAGGUGCCCCACUCCUGCACCUCCAUCGAGAUGGAGCCCUGGGACGCCUACAGUCCAACGGGCACACGAGCACGCCGAAAAGGUCAAAUUGCGACCAUGGUGGAGGAGAAGGCGCGCUCUCUGCUGCCCCGUCAUCACUUUGCAAGCCUUUCCUACUAUAUUGCGGAAUAUAGUGCGAAAGCAAUGACCAUAGAUGCCUUUGUUGCCGUCUUGUUAGAGAUGUUAGAUACGUACGAAAAGCACACGCUAGUGACGGAAAUACGGGAAUUAGUUUUCCCCGAGGAUCGCACGCGAUACGAUGAGCUCGUCUAUCGCAGAGAACGCGAUCCUUAUAGCGUGGAUAGGCAUAGGCGUAAGGGAGACCCCGCCCGUGAUUUGCCGGAAUACGGCUGUGAUGAGCACAGAACUCGCCGGGGCAGCGAAACCCUUUUACCGGAAUACGAACCAGAUGCGGAACAGGAGUUGGCCACAAAACUCUCAAGAAGUUUCGAUAUGAAGGAAGAAGGCGGCACAUUGCUGGGCGAUAAAGGUGUACGAAGGCAUCAGUCCAUGCAGCGUCUGUCAGCGGAGCAGAAUGGUGGUUCAACGACUGAACAAACACAUGAACACAAUCCAAACGUCGUACCUGAUCAUAGAGGCAACUUACACAUUACAGUUAAGAAAACCAAACCAAUUUUAGGUAUUGCUAUCGAAGGUGGUGCUAAUACAAAACACCCGCUCCCUAGGAUAAUCAAUAUCCAUGAAAAUGGUGCAGCAUUUGAAGCGGGCGGCCUCGAAGUCGGGCAACUCAUCCUGGAGGUGGAUGGAACCAAAGUGGAGGGUCUACACCAUCAGGAGGUUGCGCGACUAAUAGCCGAAUGCUUUGCUAAUCGUGAAAAGGCUGAAAUAACCUUCUUAGUUGUCGAAGCAAAAAAAUCAAAUUUGGAACCGAAGCCGACGGCGCUGAUAUUUUUAGAAGCCUAACAUUUGCUUGCCCUGCCGGCCAGUGACCCAUUGGAACGACAAAAACUCGAGUUCCUCUACGAAUGGGGCAUCGAUUUAACAGAGACGCCAAAACCAAUGCCAACACCAAUACCGCUAACGAAAGCCAAGAAUCCGCCGCCACUGCCCCAUGAGAUGCACAACAACAUCAACAGCCAGUAUGGUAGCAGUGCGGCGCUCAGCAAUCAUCAACCUCAUCAGCAUCCGCAUACGCAUCCACAUCCCCAGCAGCAUCACCAGCAGCAGCAGCAUCAGCAGCAGCAACAUUCAAACACAAAAACAGCCAACACGAACAACAACAACACACAACAAGCAACACCAACAACGGGAACGGGAGCAGCAACAACUGCCAGCAAACAACAACAGCAACCGGGAAACACCACCAACACACCAACGAAGGCGUCGCGUGAGGCAACUCCAACAAGGGAGCAGCAUCAGCAGCAUGCCACGCCCACACGCGAGCACCAGCAGCAAACGCCCACGCGACAGCAGCAACUGCAACGCGAACAGCAGCAGCAACACCAUCGCGAUAGGCAGCAGCAUUUUCGCGAACAACGCGAACAACGCGAGCGGGAGUACCAACACGAACAUGAACACGAACAACACCACCAACACCAACACCAUCACCAUCGUGAACACCACGAGCAACACCAACACCAACAUCAACACCAACAACCACACCAACACCAACAACACCCCCACCACCAGCAUCAUCAUCAAUACUCAUCCGGAUCACAGCAGCAACACCAACGCUACAGCAGCAGCAACAACUACAAAUCUCAUAAUAAUUCCGUUUACCAGUAAGGAGAAACCGAAUGCAAUUCCAGCAAUUGGAGCAACAAUAACAAUUUUUUGGAUACAUUCUUUCAAAACUGCUACAGCAAUUCGAUCAGUAAACAGUUUAAUUGUGCUACCUUUGUUGAAACAACCGCAAAAUCCUCGCCCCUCAUGCACGCCUCUUUCUACACUGAACACAACGCGCUUGACAGAAUAGACGAAAAUUACCCCAAAAAUUCCCUGGCUACAUCCGAAUACUAUUGAGUUAUAUGGCUCACCAUAUAUAUCGCUUGACUAGGCCCUUCUAGAAAUGUGUUAAUUUGUUGUAGCUGAAGAGAUGCUCUGACCAAAAAAAAAAUAUACAUAUGAUUUAAGAAUGUUAAGUCUAUAAGGCUUACCCCAGUAAAAAUCAAUAUUUUUUCUUAUUGCAUUUCUUUUUGUAACAUUAAAACAGUUUCUGGAAUAUCAAAUGCAAAAUUUUAACACUGCCAAGGUUAAAGAAAAAUGUUGAAAAUAAAAUAAUACAAAAAAUAUGAGCAUCUCUGUCCAACUUGGCUUUCCGUUCUGUAACCAUAGUGUAGUAUAUGGCUCCCCCAGAAAACUGUCUUUAUAUCUAUUGAAACCAAGAACCACUCCGAUCCCCAACUAGAAUAACCAGAGAGAAGACCUAUCCAGACCUUAGGUAUCCUGAUCCUAAGACCCUCUAUUGAACCACGAACCACGCGCUAGUCGAAAAAUGUGUAAAUCUGUGUAAACUCUAAAACAUAUUAUUGUAUGAUUAUUAUUAUUAUACUAUUGAUUAUCAAGAUUAACAAGCGAGCAACGUAGCUUAGACCGUUAGUCAUUACUUGUUUGAACUAGUGACAAGACAAGUUUAGGUUCACAAAUUACUGUAAGAGCAAUGUUAUUUGAUGAUAAACCCACAAAAGCCCCCAAGAAAAGCAACCACAACCGAAUAAGGCAUACACUAAGAAAAUCAAGAGCUUAAAAUGUUAAAAAUGAACAAGUAAAAUAUCUAAAAAUCCCCUAAACAGUAAGCAAAAAUAAAAGUCGAUGCAGAGAAAAAAUGAUGAAACAAGAUUUAAGGCACAGGCACUGUAAAAUGUAAAAAUAACCAGCAAACUAGUAACGAAUUGUCGCUUUUGUUAGAUUCAAACACACACUAACUAACACACAUGAAUACACGCAUGCACGGCACACACACCAGUACACACACGCAUGCAUAUUGCCAAAUUGAUUGUAUUUACAGCAGCUAAUUAAAGAAACGCAAACAAAAAUCAACAACAAACAAAAAUGAAGCCCACCUAAGCAAAAGAUAAUUUGUAAAAAUUAAAAAAUAAUCUUAAAAUUAAAUCACCAACAUGUAAAAAGCUAUGAAUAUAUAUAAAUCGAAGCAAGCAGUAGCUAUGGCCACAAAAACACUCACACAACACUCAAAAACACUUACAACAGCACCCACUCAGAAAUACUUAGCCCAAGAAGCGCAUCAAUUCUAAAUUUUAACCAAGAUAUCAAAUUAUAUACCCGCAGUGUUGUUAGGUUAAUCGGCAUUUUCGACGACUGAAAUUCUAUCAAAUUUCGAACACAUUUAAUUAUCGACAACCUUUACAGUUCUACGAUUAAAUCGAUUAAUUCGAUCAAUCUGACAACACCGCAAGGCAUAUCCCUGUUAUUAGUACAACUUAAACUGCACACUGCACAAUUUUUGAAUGUUUGUUAAAUGUUUUGAGGAGCAAAAGGCCCGACGACACCAGGAAAAUCCGCUGCAAAAUUGUAUUCUCCUCACCAACUAACUAGGGACGAAGGACCCUCGCACCCCAAAAACAAACCGAUCCCCAAAAACGCAACUCCAACCCAGAAAAAAAUGGUAAACGAAUUAUGAUACUGCUAGGGCAGAAGGACCUCUACGUCUGCUCUGCCACUAAACAAAAAAAAAAUGCAAAAAAACAUUUACGCUGUAGAGACAAGAAGAAAUUAACGCUUAAAAUUUGAGGUUGAUUGGCAUUAAGUAAAAGUUAAACGAUGUUGAAGCAGGAAGAGCCGAGCCGACAGGGCGCGAUCACGAGCAAGUAAAUUAAAUUAUAUAACAACUUUACAACUUUAAACGGGCACGACGAACAACCAGCAAGUGCUUACUAUAACUUCAUACGUAUUGUGUAAAAUAUUAGCAAUGAAAAACAAAUCCUUUUUAUAGAUCAAAAACAAAAGAAAACAAAAAACCAACGUAUUUUUCGCUCUCUAUCCUUCACUUUCGAUUAAACGAUCUACCUAUAUCUGUCAUUCACUCACUCAAUCAACCAAUCAAUCGAUCAGUCAGUCGUUCAGUCAAUCGUUUCGGCAAAUUUGUUGAUUUCGUUUGUUGUGUGUGAUAGUGUUUGGAAUAUGAAAUGAAACUUUUGCAUGUCACAAGAGCAAUUUGUUCGCCCUUAAGUCCCCAAGAAAGUUAACUUUGUGUCUAAUGAUCUAAUGAUAUGUAUAGGGCAUGGAUCCUAUGCCGGGCUUGUUUUAAUCAUCUCCAAAAUCAAAUCUCCAAAUGGAAAACUAAUUCUCUGCUUAACUCUCUCUUAUUAACUCUCUUUAUGUAUGUGUCGUCGUCUGUGUGGAAAUUGAAUACAUAUACAAAAUUAUUACAAUUGAAAUUGAAAUUGAAUCCGUUAUAUGAGGUAUUGUACUUGUAUUUUUGUUGACUAUUAUGUAAUUAAACGCUUUACUGAAUAUCAGUUAUGUACAUUUUUUAGCUAAAACUAAAAAUUAAAAACCAAAUUCAAGCAAAAAAGCUUAUGCUGUUACUUAUUGUUAGUGAAUUUACCACAAAAACAAACAAAACAAAAAAUGAAAACAAAAAUCAAGAAAAAAACAAAAAAGUUAAAUUUUCAAAAAUUUAUAGAUACAAAAAGAAAUCAUUUUGCAACGUUCAUGCGUGAAGAAAAAUAUAUCAAGGGGAUUGCCUUGUGGACGCACUUACGCCUUUGUAUAUUGCGAUACAUUUUGAUGAGAAGGCUUAUCUUAAACUUUGAGAACUACCAGAUAAAUAUCUAUUUAAUAUAACGUAUACAUGCAUACAAGCAACAUAUAAACAUAUACCGUAUAUAAAACGUAUGCUAAACUAUAUCUAAAUUGUAAACGACAAUGAGAAGCAAUUUUAAGCAAAAUGAAGAAAACCAUUUCAAUUUCAACUUCAAUACCCCCACAUGCAAAAACACACACGGAUGAUGUAAACCAUUUAUGUGAAUUAAUAUGUAUAGAACUAUAUUGUAUAACUAUGAUUACAAAACAGCAACAAGGCUAUCUAUAUGCUAUGCUAAUGAAAGGGUAAACGGCAUUUAAACUCAUUCAACCAAAAACCAAACAACAGAAACCGCAUCACACGGAAAUGAUAGAAAUGAAAGCUUAUAAAUACCAUAUAGAACCGUAUAUGUAUCAUACCAUAUAGAUCCACAACCAUGUACCACGUAAAUAUCGUAUCGUAAAUAGCAAUAGCAAUAGCAGUUAGUUAUAGUCAAUAUGGAUAGCUAAACUACCGAAUAGCAAAGCCUCAGCCGAAGCAAACUUGUUGUACGAUUAAGAUUGAGCUAGACUUUUAACCAGAGAUAAUCCAACUUGUAGAUAUAUCGAUAUAUCACAUAUAAAUAUAUAUGUAUGAUUGUGUAUAUUACCGGAUAACAAAAGAACUCUUAUGAUUUCCAGGUCUCGCUUUUGAGUUGAUCCUUAUUAUGAAACCCCCCAACUAAUAUACAUAUAUCAAGUCCCCAAAAUCCUUUAAUCAAUUCAGACCAGACCACAAGAACAACCAACAACCAACUACAACAAAAACAAACUGUGCCACCUAGUACAUAACAAGAAAUGGUUAUAUAUCUGUAUCUGCUAUAUAGACACUAUACUAAACACAUACAAUUCAACACGAACUUGUACUAUACCUAGAUAUACUACAUAUAUAUGUAUAGAGAGAGAGAAGGAAACAUUCAAUGCUCACUUUUAUAUUUUUUAUCAUACAUCCUUGAAUCGAGAAAGCUAUUAACAAAAAAAAAAAGGAAAAGGACGCAGAACGAAGCACCGUAAGAACCACUGAACCACAAAGCAAAACAAAACAAAACAAAUUAAAUCGAACAUAGGAAAAUUCUCAUGCCCAAAGAACAUAUAUUUAUAUAUAGUGUACAAGUUCUAUAUGCCUAGAUAUUCGUUCCAUUGCUUUUUAGAGCCAAUUUGCUUUGCUUGCGAGACAAAAUACCCUGGAAAACCCUAAAAACCGUACCUCCAUUCUAUUCAGUUCUCUGAUCCCGAUCCCGAUCCCGAUCCCGAUCCCCAUUGAAGAUGAUAAUUAGGAAAGAAAACACCAGGCAUAAACGCAAAAGAUCGAGCUAAACUAGUGCUUAGUGUUUAAUGAUAAACAAUUCCAAUAAAAGUAUUUCAGUUGUGUAUAUUGUAAAGAACAAUUAUAAAUGAACAAAUAUAAAGUUAAACAUUUAAAGAAUAAUUCAACAAAAUUUAUUGAAACAUUAAUAAAAAUAAUUGUAUUUAUCAAAAUUAAUACAA
Drosophila teissieri is the source of this 8785-nucleotide messenger RNA. RefSeq lists its product as uncharacterized. The record is from RefSeq and is a predicted model, not a curated record. Gene Ontology annotation, cellular component: plasma membrane; stereocilia ankle link complex; cilium. NCBI's taxonomy places the organism in Eukaryota, Metazoa, Arthropoda, Insecta, Diptera, Drosophilidae. Gene Ontology annotation, molecular function: protein binding. The transcript has 15 exons.